Messenger RNA from Rhodotorula graminis WP1, 981 nucleotides. RefSeq lists its product as uncharacterized. The coding region runs from base 1 to 981 and encodes 326 amino acids. Gene Ontology annotation, biological process: phosphatidic acid biosynthetic process. The record is from RefSeq and is a predicted model, not a curated record. The transcript is spliced from 4 exons. Gene Ontology annotation, molecular function: 1-acylglycerol-3-phosphate O-acyltransferase activity. Gene Ontology annotation, cellular component: endoplasmic reticulum; membrane. Lineage: Eukaryota; Fungi; Basidiomycota; Microbotryomycetes; Sporidiobolales; Sporidiobolaceae.
AUGCUCUCGCCCUCCUCGUCCUCCGCCCUCACCUCGUCGCCCGCGACCCUCGUCCCGACCCUCGCCGUCGGGGCCCUCCUGCCCGCCAUGAUCCUCGCCCGCGUCUUCUCGCCCGUGCGGUACUACGCCAAGCUCGUCACCUUCCUCGUCGGCUCGGCGAGCGCCUCUGCGUUUGGCGUCGCGUCGUCCCUUGUCAUGGCCGUCCUCGGCCGCCGCGAGGACAUCCAGUGGCUCGUCGCACGGUUCCUCAAGUACACGACCGCGCCCCUCCUCGGCGUCAAGUUCCGCGUCGAGGGCGCCGACAAGCUCGAGACGACCCACCCGGCCGUCCUCGUCGGCAACCACCAGACCAUGCUCGACCUCCUGUACCUCGGCGCCAUCUUCCCGCCCCGGACGACCAUCAUGGCCAAGCGCGAGCUGCAGUGGGUGCCCAUCCUCGGCCAGUUCAUGACGCUCGCAAAGGCCAUCUUUGUCAACCGCGUCAAGCGCGAGGACGCCAUCCGCGUGUUCGACCAGGUCGCAAAGGAGAUGAAGCGGCGCGAGCUGUCGCUCUUCAUCUUCCCCGAGGGCACUCGCUCGGCGUCGGCGGCGCCGUCGCUCCUCCCGUUCAAGAAGGGCGCGUUCCACCUCGCCGUCCAGGCCGGCCUCCCCAUCGUGCCCAUCGUGUGCGAGAACUACGCCCACAUCUACUACUCGAAGGCCAGGCGCUUCAACGCGGGCGAGAUCGUCGUGCGGGUGCUCGACCCGAUCUCGACCGAGGGCGUCACGUCGUCGCACGAAGACAUCACGGCCCUGAUCGAGCGCACGCGCAACGCCAUGCUCGACGCCAUUCACCAGCUCGGGCGCGAGCGUCGCGCGCAGCUCGGCGGGCCCGAGGGUGAGCGCGAGGCGCUGCUGCCGCCUACGCCGAGGGCAUCGAUUGGCGGUACCGAGACCGAGGGCGAGACGGCGAGCGCGCGGUUGCCGGAAGGGACGCAGUAA